AAGAAAGAAGGGGACCAGCGGACUGGCAAACGGACCGUGGCGGCAGCGCAUAUUGCCAUCGCUCCAUCCACAUGCUCUGGUCAGCGAGAGUGCCAAUACCAUCUACCCAGACCAAGAAUCCAAUGAACUUCUUUUGAGCCAAGUCAACCAGUUCUCUGCUUUCGCAAGUCGACGUCUAUACACUAUUAACAGACCAGAUCCAGCGAUCUUGGAAAUUCAAAACGUUGUGAAACUCGACGAGUUGUUAACGUGCCUAUUUCCGGUCACUGAUAUUUUGUUUCCUAUCGAUCAAACGAAAGUGUUACCGAGGGGUGAGUUCUGUUCCAUAAACCGAUACAGAAAGUGUUAUAGUGUUGACUUUUUGCCAAAGGGAUUUUUCCAUGAUUUCGUAGCAGCACAUCUUUACAAUCUACUCGUUUGAUCCAUUUUGAUCAUGGUGCUUGAGUAUGACCCUCAUCAGUAUGCAGCCUCAAACAUGAGCUUGGAGACCUCUUCUGAAAGUUGUAGUAGUCGAUCUGGUAGAGUAAGAACCAUAAGACUUGUCCGACCAAUCCUUGGCACUUUACCACCGCCAAGUUUUACAUGCAGACAUGGACCUAGUUUUGGUUUCAGUCUUAGGGGAGGACGAGAACAUGGAACAGGUUUUUUUGUUUCCUACGUGGAACCAUCCUCAGAAGCCCAUAGACAAGGAUUGAAAAUUGGAGACCAGAUAAUAAGAGUUAAUGGUUUUACGGUAGAAGAUGCAGUCCACAAAGAAAUUCUUCAGUUCAUUUCAAAUCACACACAUCUGACCUUGAAAGUGAGAAGAGUUGGCAUGAUACCUGUGAAAGAGAAAAAAUCGGAUUCACUAAGUUGGCAGAUUGUAACAGACAAUAACUCUAUGAGAUCUUCACCAUUUCUAGAAAAGAUUCAUGAUGUCCGGAUCAGUAUUACAGUAACACCAAGAUCGAAACUUGGUUGUGGUAUAUGUAAGGGACCUGAAUGGAAACCAGGAAUAUUUGUACAAUUCACGAAAGAAGGAGGAAUAGCAAGAGAAGCUGGUUUGAGACCAGGUGACCAAAUACUUGUGUGCAAUAAUGUGGAUUUUAGUAAUAUACCAUUUGGUGAGGCUGUUAACAUAAUGAAAAUGUCAAAGCAAUUGGACCUCAUAAUCAGGAAAGGGGCAGGAUCAGAACUUUUCCCAGGCGAAUCUAGUGGUUACAACAGCUCAGCCAGCUCAGUCACAGGUGACCAGAGUCCAUCUUGGUCAGAAUCCAAACGAUUGUCCAUGGUCAAAGAAGAAAACUUCGAUUUAGAAGGACGUCUAGAUCGACUCAAGUGCACAUCCCAAUGGAACAACAUAGAAUGGGAUGAGCUGGAAGAACAGGAGAAGCCAUAUUUCAAACCUACAAUAAUUAACUUAACUGAAAACGGAACCAUUAUUAGUAAUAAUGGUAGUGAUGAAUGUCAGGUAAUAGAAAAUGACUAUAGCACCAUAGGGAGGCAGAAGCAGGAUUUGGUACCAAAUAGACAAGAGUCUCAGAAGACUGUAGUGGUGGAUGUCCAUAGAAGUGACGUAGAUGAGUCCAGUAGCGGUUCAGAGAAUGGUUUGGCUAGUUCGAAUACCAGUAGUUACAGUUAUGGAGAAGCUAGUAGUAGAAAUAGUGUAGCUUCUUGCAGUUUGUCUAGUGCACUAUCUUUGGAGAUACAGAGGCGAAAUGAGAAGAAAAAAUUAGAGAGCAAACCGUCAAUUGAUGAACAACUGCAAAAAAAGAAGAUCGUAGAAGGAUUCAGUCCAGAAAAACAGAGUCAACAUUGCAAGUUAAUGGAUGAAUUCAAAAAGGCUCAUAAGAAAAUGUUCAAAUCGUCAGACGAAUGCAGUGACGAUUACGAGGAAUGCUUAGUGGAUAGAAAUUCCACUAUAGAAUAUUCCCAAAACCUAACAGAGAAACUCUCUAACAUACAGGAUGGUAGUCCACGAGAGAAAAAGUCAUCACUGAGUAGACAAACGAGUUCAAACACGAAUGCAAGCUUGCCACCACCACCCCCACCACUGUUACCACUACUGGAACCAUCGUCAGCAACACCCACAACAAACGGUACCAAUUGCAACACCCUGAAGUCCAACAAAACGCAAAAACCACGAGCACCACCAGUACCAGAAAAACGCUCCACAUUGUCCUUCAACCAACCUCCACCAUGUCCAACGCCAGACUACGACACUCUCAGCAUCUCAUCUUCGACAUUCAACACCAAACAAAACGAAUUUCCAAGAAAUGGCAACGCAGACAACGUGGAAAUGGAAUCUUUGGAAUCCUUUGAACUCUACAAUAACACAGGGAACAAACCCAGACCUCCAGACAUUUACUUUUCAAACUCUCCUACUAACGGUUCCAUAUCUUCCGGUACUUCUACCUUGCGCAAGCAGAGGCCAGUAAGUGUCACCAUUGGGGAAUAUGGGAACGGUACCAUCAGGAAGCCAGGAAAAUUGAAUUUCCUGCAAAAUAACAGAGACGAAGUUGACCAACGUAGACGUCAAACUGUCACUAGUCAAUUCGCAACUGAACUUGCUCAAACUCUGAACAGAUCCAAUCUGAAGAGAAGGACAGAGUCUAUGGAAAACUUGCUCAACUGUUCCCAAAUAAAACCACAGAAUAACGGCUGUGUAAGAAUUUCACUGAGUAACUUGUCGAAAAACACCUUUAAAUCUACAAACGACUUGACCAGCUCAGGAGAAAAUAUCUCCGAAAUGUUCGCGAACAGAGUUACCAUAAAUAUCAACAAUUUAGUCGAGAAGAAAAACGACAAUAAAAACGGAAUUUUGAAAAAUUCCGUUAUCGACAAUGUACCAACACACAAACCCUUGGUGGCACAGAAAAGUAUAACUUUCAAAGAGCUCCCAAUUGUGAUAAAUGAGAAAGCAUCACAUGUGACUACGUGACAAAAAACAGAUGUUCCCUCAUGGUCAAAAGAAGACAACGAAGAAGAUAGUUUCUCGAAUCAAGAACGAGCUGUUAAUAUUUCCAUAUCUUCAUUGGGCUCGACUGAUAUGUGCCUAUUUAUCUAACUAUGUAUGUAUUGUGAUAAGUACAAUAUUUCUGCAAUAUUAUAUUUACUUCUAUUUUUAUGAUAUCAUAGUUUGUAUGUAUAUUAUGUCAAUUUGAAUGUGUCAAAAUGUGUAUUUUACCUAAGCAUAUCACAAAAUAAAGUUUAAAGUGGUAUCCAUUUA
Molecule: messenger RNA, 3208 nt
Organism: Harmonia axyridis
Lineage: Eukaryota; Metazoa; Arthropoda; Insecta; Coleoptera; Coccinellidae
Product: harmonin
Exons: 12
Coding region: 434-2920 (828 amino acids)
Biological process (GO): rhabdomere development
Cellular component (GO): stereocilium tip; cilium; plasma membrane
Molecular function (GO): protein binding
Source: RefSeq, a predicted model, not a curated record